GGCUGGCUGCCCAGUCUCGCAUCUGGCGCCGCUCUGCUAGCGAUGGCGCUGUCCGCGGUCGUCGUCCUCCUCGGGCUGCUCUCUCUGUCCUACCUGGAUGCCAUCCAGCAUUCUCCAAAGGUUCAGGUUUACUCCCGGCACCCAGCAGAGAAUGGAAAGCCAAAUUUCCUGAACUGCUAUGUUUCGGGGUUCCACCCACCACAAAUUGAUAUCACCUUGAUGAAGAAUGGAAAGAAAAUGGAUGCAGAACAGACAGAUCUGUCCUUCAACAAGGACUGGACUUUCUACCUUCUGGUUCACACUGAAUUUACUCCCACUGCCAAUGAUAAGUUUAGCUGCCAGGUGAAUCAUACAACUCUCCCCGAGCCCAAGGUCGUUCUGUGGGAGCGAGACAAGUAGCCAGCAUCAUGGAGGUUUUGAAGAUGGUGCAUUUAAAUUGGACUAAUCCCAAAUCCUGAAUUCUUUUUAGUGCUGAUAGGCUUUUAUGUUUCAUGCAUACAAAUCAUAAAGUUAUACUGAUGAUAAUACAAGUAUAAUCUACUUAAUAAUUUUCCCAUGGGCACUUGGUCAUUAUAUUUGCCCUGUCUAGGCAUGUAGAUGUAGUGGCAGGACUGGAAGCUUAGAGAAUUCUCAUGUUCACUAUCAGACUAAACUCUUCAGUCUCUUCACUCAAAACUCAAUAAGAAUAUAGCCAUGCAUGUUUAGAAUUAGCUUCCAAUUUGCAUACCUUGCUGAGAAUUGGGAAAUGUUUUGAAAGAUGAUUAUCAAAUUAUUGGAAAUCUGUUGUAGCGGAUAAGACAUUUUCUAUAUAAUAUUAUUUAAUUCUUACAUGUUGGAGCCAUUGUUGCAUAUAAUUUGACUUCUAUUGAUUUUGUUCCACUAAUUAAAACAAUGAUAAAAA
Messenger RNA from Hyaena hyaena (striped hyena), 901 nucleotides. It is a transcript of the gene B2M, whose product is annotated as beta-2-microglobulin. Gene Ontology annotation, molecular function: MHC class II protein complex binding. The record is from RefSeq and is a predicted model, not a curated record. The transcript is spliced from 4 exons. Gene Ontology annotation, biological process: positive regulation of T cell activation; peptide antigen assembly with MHC class II protein complex; immunoglobulin production involved in immunoglobulin-mediated immune response. Bases 43 to 399 code for a protein of 118 amino acids. Lineage: Eukaryota; Metazoa; Chordata; Mammalia; Carnivora; Hyaenidae. Gene Ontology annotation, cellular component: MHC class I protein complex; MHC class II protein complex.